This is a messenger RNA of Dacryopinax primogenitus, 429 nucleotides long. RefSeq lists its product as uncharacterized. The record is from RefSeq and is a predicted model, not a curated record. NCBI's taxonomy places the organism in Eukaryota, Fungi, Basidiomycota, Dacrymycetes, Dacrymycetales, Dacrymycetaceae. The transcript has a single exon. Bases 1 to 429 code for a protein of 142 amino acids.
AUGGGCGUGAACAGGCUCAAAUUACGCCUUUGCACGUGCAUACUCGGCGCGGGGAGCGAAGGUCUACGUGGGCGAGUUCCAAUCCGGUGCGCUCUCUACCCGGACAAUACGCAGCCCCCUGCCGUAGCUUCCUUCUGUACCGACACGAGCAGCACCGUCUGCCACGAAGACGACAUCUAUCCCGUUUUCGGUACAACACCUAGUGCGAACGGAGCGCAGAACGCACUUACGCGAGAGGUGCAGCAGAGGUACGCGCAAUGGCUCUUGAACGGCGUGCCAGGAGGGGACUGGAGGGGGGUUCAGGGGAACGAUGUCAGCGCAAGGAUCCUAGGAGGCCCACAGGAUGCCGGGGUUGUUGCCGCUGGCGCGUGUGAUCCAGCGUUUUGGGGACAAAGCGUAAACUUCGAUUAUCAGGUUUUUACUUCGUGA